This is a messenger RNA of Aspergillus heteromorphus CBS 117.55, 1524 nucleotides long. RefSeq names its product Fcf1-domain-containing protein. Gene Ontology annotation, molecular function: D-amino-acid oxidase activity; FAD binding. Gene Ontology annotation, cellular component: small-subunit processome. The record is from RefSeq and is a predicted model, not a curated record. NCBI's taxonomy places the organism in Eukaryota, Fungi, Ascomycota, Eurotiomycetes, Eurotiales, Aspergillaceae. The transcript is spliced from 6 exons. Bases 1 to 1524 code for a protein of 507 amino acids.
AUGGGUGUCCAAAAGAAGACCCGCAAGUUUGCGCAGAUGAAACGUGCCAUCAAGGCCCACGACGAGCGGUUGAAGAAGCCGAGCACCACGAAAAAAGAGCAGCCCAAGGAGGAUCAACUGACCCGGCAAAUCACCCAAGCCCCUUCCAACAUGUUCUUCGCCGCAAACACGGCCCUUGGGCCUCCCUACCACGUGCUCGUCGAUACCAACUUUGUCUCCCACGCCAUUCGAGCGAAGCAGGACAUGCUGACGUCGAUGAUGGAUCUGCUGUACGCGAAAUGUAUCCCGACCUUCUCGGACUGUACCAUUGCGGAGUUGGAAAAGUUAGGUGACAAGUACCGCCUCGCCCUGCGGGUGGCCAAAGACCCUCGGUGGUCUAGGGUCAAGUGCUCUCACAAGGGCACGUAUGCAGAUGACUGCAUCGUUGAUCGGGUGACCAAACAUAGAAUCUAUAUCGUGGCAACCAAUGAUCAGGACCUGUGUCGCCGGCUGCGCAAGAUUCCGGCCGGCGUCAUCGGCCUCUCCUGUGCCCUCUACAUCCAACAGCACCUUACCCCAUCACAAUCCCUCAUACUUUCAGCCCGCGAAUUCCCCCACACUACCUCCCUCAACUACGCAUCUCCUUGGGCAGGCGCCCACUACCGCCCCGUCCCAGGCUCAACCCCGCAAUUCACCCGCGAAGAGUCUCAAGCUAAACGCACCUACGCGCACUUUAAAAACCUCGCGGCCCACGAACAGGGCUGCGGGGUGCAAUCCGUGCCCGGGGUCGAAUAUCUCGAGAACCCGCCGGUGGAGUACCUCGCUCCGGAGAAUAUCCGGAAUGCGUAUGCCCACCUUGAUGGCUUCGAGCGGUUGACGGAGGGGGAAUGUCCGCCUGGCGUGAAGUGGGGGGUAAGGUAUCAGACGUUUGUGGUUAACCCGCCGGUGUAUUGUGCGUAUUUGCUCCGACAGUUUGUGUUGAGGGGUGGGGAGGUAAGGGAGUAUACGUUUGUGGAUCCGAGGGAGGCGUUUCAUUUGGCGGAUGGGGUGAAGACGGUGGUGAACUGUUCGGGCAUGGGGUUUGGAGAUGAGAAGUCGUUUAUUAUUCGAGGACAAACGUGUCUCGUUCGGAAUCCCUGCUCGCUGACAAUCACUCGACAGAAUAUCGAUGGCUCAUGGUCUUUCUGUAUCCCGCGUCCUCUAGAUGGUGGGACCAUUAUCGGGGGUACGAAGCAACCGCAUAACUGGGACCCGAAGCCGUCGUUGGAGACACGGGCUCAACUGCUGGCGAAUGCUGCGAAGUGGUUUCCCUUUGCGGAGGGGAGUAAGGAGCAGUUUGACGUCAUUCGAGAUAUUCUCGGUCGUCGACCUGCGAGAGAAGGUGGGAUGAGGCUAGAGGCGGAGAAGUUAGAUCGUGGCUCCGGAACUCUUGUUCAUGCUUACGGGGCUGGAGGCCGUGGGUUCGAGCUGUCUUGGGGAGUGGCGGAAGAUGUGUUUGGGUUGAUGAAAAAGAUUGGAUUGGUGAGGGAAAAGGCUUCGUUGUAA